CGAUAAAUAAAUCAAGCACCUGUAGACUGCAACCUGUUGAUUGUUUACAAUUUUACAGGUAGAAAUGCCUGCCAACGCAAACAGUAGCCAGUUAGCGGGUAGUCCGGCUAAAAACAGGAAGAAAAAUCCAGAUUAUUGCGGCAAAACAUUCCUGCGCAAUGUUUUAUAUGUUUUCAAUUUCAUAUUCUUUGUGUCUGGGCUGGCAUUCCUAGCAGUUGGUCUGUAUGUGGUUUUCGACCGUCACUCGUUUGUCAGUCUGCUAGGAGGCACCAUGUUCCCCGUGACGACAUAUAUACUGAUCGCAACUGGUGCGCUCAUCCUGAUCAUGGGAGUGCUUGGAUGUGUGGCCUCCUGCCAGGAGAACAGGUGUCUCCUUUUCACUUAUGCAUUAUUCCUGCUGUUGAUAUUCCUGUUGGAGGCUGUGGCCGGUGUGCUAGCAUACAUGUACAACGGAGUGAUUCACGAGGAACUGACGAGAAAUCUGAAUGACACGAUGAUGAACAGCUACAAGUAUGAUGCCACACUCACGAAGGCCAUUGACGAUAUGCAUGUUGAGUUCAAAUGUUGCGGUUCACGAUCAUUUGAAGACUGGCGUCACUCCAAGUGGCUGAAGUCUAGCAAUGACUCCAGGAAGACACCGGACAGUUGCUGUAUUACCGUGAGCGAUCUGUGUGCCCUCAGAGAUCAUCCAUCCAAUAUCCACUACCCGGGCUGUGCAGUCACUCUUCAAACAAUCACCCAAGAGUCCUUGAUUCUGAUUGGAGGAAUCGCCCUCGGCUUCUGUUUCAUACAGAUAUUCGGCAUCAUAUUCUCUUGCUGCCUCAUCCGCAAGGUGAAGGAGGCCGAGUAUCGCUACUGACAGCCAGAGAAGGUCAAGCUACGUGUCACUUUCCGGCCCAGCUCUUCAUUCAAUAGCUUAUAAAAUCAAACUUGUAAAAAUUGCAAUAAAACUGUUGUCUGUUUCAUUUAAUGACUUGAUUAUGAAACACUGGAUCCUGAUCUAAGCAAAUAUACGGUAUAUGAAAACAAUCUGUACCAAUUAAAUGUAAAUUAAAUUUAAUUUUGAGACUAAACGACAGUUAUUAACAAUUUUUUAGUUAAUUUAAGUAAACAGAAUUCUGAUAAUAAUUAGUACAUGUACGUCUUAUUUCAUUUCCUGAAACAAAUGAGUGUUUAAGGUUAUAAUUGUUCAUUUUAAAGAAGGAAAUUAAGUGUUGGAAAUUUUUAUUUUAUACACUAUACAUGUAUGUUAAGAGAGAAAAAAAUACAUCAUUUACUAGUACAUUCAGAGACAAUUAGCUAUUUUUCACUUAGCAUACACCUUUAUAAUUUUUUAAGCAAAUUAGUAUACAGUUAUAUAUAUAUAUAUAUGCAUGUAUACAGUUUUGUACAAUUACAGUUAUUGUAUACUGGUGUAAAAGCUUGUAAAUGUAGUAAUUUGGCCAAGUUGUUAAAAAAAUUAAAAUCGUUAAAUUAUGUUGAUUAUUUAAGGUUAAUUUAUAGCUAUUCUAUCACUUUCAGUAAGUUUUAUGUUUGUAAAAUAAUUGCACAGUUGUUCUAGAUGCAACUUUUAAAUAAUAGAAAUGCCGUAGUGGCAAGCACAAUUGUUUUGCACACAAAUGCACUUAAUUUGUAUUCACAAGGGAGGAUAAGUCAUGAAAGUAUUUCCUGCGCUUACUAUUCAUUCAUGUCUCAGUGUGUGCAUUAUUAUUUUCUCUAUAACAUUAAUUUCCCCUUUUGCCACCUUUUUGUGGUCAAUUAACUUAAGUUAUUCCUACAGGGCCAGUAUUCAAUAUUCGAUAUAAUUCUUAUUCUUCUCCUUAAUUAAAAGAUAUUUAUUUUACAAUGAUUGUGAAACAAUUUAUUACAACCUACCAUAUAUUAAUCACUCUUGUUGGCAUUAUUUUAUAUGAGAGUGUGGUCUUCUGUUGUGGGGGAAACUGAAGUACCCGGGGGAAACCCACUUGUCUGGCUUGGUGACCACAAACCGAACUCACACCACACUCAAAUUCUACUCUUAAAUUCAAGUUUAAUCUAAGAUGGUUAUUUAAAAAAACCUGGGGCUGUUUCCAGUAUAAUUCUUAUCCUUGUCCUUCGCAGGCCUCAGUGAUUCCAUUGGGCAGUUAUUUUUACUGUCCAAUCAAAACACUCAGAUUCUAUUUUUAAAUUCAAGUCAAAUCGAAGAUGGUUUUUGAAUUGAAUACGACCCCUGGUCAAUUUUGAUGAACAUACACACCUUUUUCAUGAUUCAUCAUUUCCAUAUAUCUUACUGGGAUAGUUUGUUAAAUAGUGUAUACUAUAGCUAUUUUAGUAUCUCAUGCUAGCUUGACCUUCAUUUUUGCUUCGUUAGUUGUCAUUAUCUUGUAAUCCCCGAAUCAGAUUGUGGGAUUGAUUCUGUCUGGGCUGGACUUUCAAUCAUGUCUCACUCAUUAUUCUGCUUUGUAUUUUUCAUUUUUUUGUUGUUUUUUAUUUUAGUUCAUUAUCAUGUAGCAGUGAAGAAACUCUUUCGUAGGUGUUAGCAAGUUCUUAUUUUGUUUUUUUGUAUUUUCCCCCAUUUAAUUCCAACUGAGAAAAAAAAACAAAAAAAAUAUUUGAAUCUUCUUUUGUUUUCUUGUAACAAGGGGCUCAUUGCUCUCAGCCUUGUUUAAGUAAAAAAUGUUGUUAACAUCAUCAUUGUUUACUUUCAAAUCGUUACUCAUCUGGAUGUUUAAUUUAUACACUUGUGAUUUGCAGUAUUUCUAACAAGAUUUGGGACAACUACUUCAGCUGUACUUGUUUCAUUUAAAUAUAUGAGCACAACAUUAAAUGUUUAAUGUUUCAAAGUUAACAACAAUGUCGCUAUUCAUGUUAACUACUUAAGAUGAAAUAUUUUACGAUAUGCUGUUAAAUUUAAUUAAAACAAGCACAGAUUGAACAGCGGUUUCAAAUUUUGUUAAAAAUAUUUCAUAUCAUAGGUGUAUCCAUGAAACUUCCAGAGCAGUCAAGAUUUGAAUAUUAACAACUGUUAAGUGAACAAUGUUAUUAACUUUAAUGUAGUUUAGAACAAGCAGUCAAAUAUGCUAUAAGGUUUGAUAUUAUAAUAAUGUCCAUGAGCAUUUUAAAGCAAUAUUGCUGUAUAAAAAGGAAUAACGUAUUUAUUUCUCUUUUCAUAAGAAUUAUAAAAAAAACGUGCAAAUUUAAACUCAUGGUCAUUGUAAAAUUGAAUGUGAGUUAUUGAAGUGUUCAUAUUAUGUAUUUGCCAUGUACUCAUUUUAUAUCUGUUUGUAUUUGUUUGUAUUUUUGUAAAAACAAUGUACAUUCGUGCCAAAAUUGUAUGAAUUAAGCUUUAUGCAAUAUGAUACUGAUAAUUACAUGAUAUUUUGUCAUUCAGAUCACCUCGGCCAUUUUCUAUUGAAAACAACCUCGGAUGUAUGCCGGUACAUAAGUAGAAUAGUAUUCAUUAAUUGAAGUGUUUUAACGUGUUUUGUGUAUUUUUAAGUCUAAAUUGCUUGUCAUUGAAUUGUACAUUGCAUAAAUAAUUAUGAUUCCCAAGAGUAAAGUGCUAAAUUGAAUUUACUAUGCGAUUUACUUGCAGCAUAGUUAAAACUGUUCAGAUUUCUGACAUUGUAAACCGUCCAUUUGUAUCUGAGUUUUUUUUUCGAAGGAAAAUGGCCGAUUAGUUCUGAAGGGUUACUUUGUACAAAGACUUUUCUUUGGUUGUCUGACUUAUCUCCCUUUGCAAAGUGUGUUCUAAUAUAGAUAAUAAAUAGAUUUGUUUUUUAUUGUACAACUUUAGCGUUACUUAUUUUACAACUUCAUUGUAUUUUGGAUUAAUGUCACACGCUGCUUUAUUUUUUAGCAUUUAAUAUUUAUCAUUAGACAUAAAGUUGAUAUUUGUCAUUAAUGGGUUCCAUUAUACAAAUAAACUUGUCCUAGUAACAAGCCACUGUAUUGACAAUUAUGUUAAAUAUUAAGGACUUUAAUCCCAUAUAAUUUUAUUAUCAUUUUGGUCGGAUUUAACCCGCUGAUAAUUAAUAAUCGAGACAUUGUAAAAUAAAUGAUCGUUUUGGCAAUAAUGUUAAAGAUGAAUGGAUGGUGAUCCCGUACAAUUUUUUAUUAUCGCUUAAAAGUACUUUGCUUGCUGAAACUUAAUAUGUUAAUUAUAUGACUGAACAUUAUAGAAAGAUAUAUUGUCAUUUAAAGAUAUAUUGUCAUUUGUAUUUUUGUUAUUUAUUUAAACUGUAAUCUGCCAUGAAAUUACCGUUUCUGCAAUAUUUCAAGGCCAAGAAAGCUUGUUUGUAAUAUUAAUUCUGAGUUUUUACAUACUCUUUCGCUUUGCAUAAACACCUAACAAAAGAUAAUAAAGUUGAUAUGGAGUCACAAGUCGAGUCACAAGUCAUCCAAAGAUUACAUAACAGUAGAGUGGGUACCUUUAUUAAAUUAUUCAUGAUUAAUUGAAGACAUUAAUGGGAGAAAUAAAUUCAUAAUACCUUCUCAUGUUUAAAUAUGGUAUUCACUUAAAAACAAAGCAUAUACAGUCGAACCCCGUAUUUAUGUAAAGGACCGCUUUCUUUAUACUAAAGCGAAGCAUUUUCGCUUGGCUCGGAAUUUCUGAGGCUCGAAGUAUUAUCGCGGGUCCCUAAGAGUUCGAGCUAACGGGUUUCCACUGUACUGUCUCUUAUCCUUGUUAAUCCAGAAGUUAGUCAUGUAAUAUGGAAUAAAUCAGAAACAAUGUAAAUGUUGCUGUAAUCAUUAUUUGUAAUUAUUAGAAAAAAUAUUGUUUUUUUUUUUUUUAAUAGUAAAAAAAAUACAUAUGUUUCUAGUUGUACAAUAAUAUAAGUUUACAUGUAGUUGACUCCCUCAUUGCUAAACAACAUUCCACGAAAGUUUGGUUGUGUAAGUUAAAACUUGUUAUGUUUGAAUCAGCGCUUCGUUAUAUCAUCAGCAUUAUUAAGUUUACAGCUUGACAAGGAAGUGUUACAGCAUUUGUGUUGUCUACAUUGUGGAAUUUGUUUUGUCUUAUUGUUAUCAAACUUGAUACAUAUGUUCACAUUGACAUUGAAGCCUGUGUAGAAAGUCCAAAAACUCUUUGUUUACUAUUUGUUGAGUUAUGGCCCUCGAUACAUUGAGUAAAAAAAAAGAUAAACAUUUACAUGUUCUUAAUUUGUUUUGUUAAUUCAUUGCUUUUUGUAGAGAAAUUGCUUAACCCAGUUACAAGAAUUGCUUUUGUUUUAACCACGAAGUUCUGAAUCUCAUUUACAUCUUCCUUGUUCGAUGCCAAUCAAUCGGUAUAAGAUAAAAACCAUACCGCAAUUACCAAUUUUGUUUUGUUGUUCAAGUCAUUUUUGAGAAUAAUAUUGUACUAAUAGUACAAGUAAAUGUUGUUUAGUACAAGGGGUUUUGAAGUUUAAAAGAAUAAUAAUUGAAAAGAUCAAUCAUGAAAUCACGAUUUAAAUUUUAAACAAUUGUCAAGAUUGAUUUUUGCUCGAAUAUUAACAUCAAAAGUAUCUUAAAAUAAUAUUAAAGCUACACUCUCACAGAUUUACGGUUUUGACAACUUUCUUUAUUUUUUUUGUCUUUGAUGAGGUAAUAUUUGUGCAAAUAUCUGUAAACAAGUGAUUUAAGAUUUCUGACAAAAGAUUAGAUUGCAGAUUUCCCUUCAAAAAUGAAUGUUUUGGACUAAAAGCGUUACUAACGGUUUAAGAAAACUGCAUGAAACAUCAUUUUUUGAACUUAGAUAUGAAAAUCUUAUAUCACUGGUUUCCAGGCAUUUUGUGAGAGUGCAGCUUUAAGGACCAAAGAAACAAUUUCAAAGAGGUCUAAGUCCCUUUACUAUGCUUUGGGAUAUAAUUCCUAAUUCUCUGACUAUUUUUCAGUAUUUACAAUUCUCAGCAGUUUGAACUCCUGUAAUAUACAAAAUCUUGUUAAACCUUUUAAAAAACCUUUUGGUAUUAUUCAUGUAUAAAAACCUUUUGGUAUUAUUCAUGUAUAAAAACCUUUUGGGAUUAUUCAUGUAUAUGAUUAUUAUUGUGUAAAUACACAUGUACCUUUAUUUAAUAAAAUAUAAAG
Mya arenaria is the source of this 6048-nucleotide messenger RNA. Its product is annotated as CD151 antigen-like. Lineage: Eukaryota; Metazoa; Mollusca; Bivalvia; Myida; Myidae. The transcript has 7 exons. Gene Ontology annotation, cellular component: membrane. The coding region runs from base 65 to 859 and encodes 264 amino acids. The record is from RefSeq and is a predicted model, not a curated record.